GCAUAGUAAUUUAGAGAGUGAGUGGGUUGCAUAGUCAGAUUGUCAAAGUUUGGUAUUCUCGUGGAAGACAGAGAGACGUUGACAAGUCUCAACUGGACUCCAGAGAUGGCCAAGUUCAGAGCAAGAAGGAAUGUAAAUGCUGUUUUUUAGCAGCUUUUCCCCUUCUAUUCAUGCCAUGAUGACAUGAAUAGGCCCAUGCACUCAUAACUGGUCGGGUUGGGUUGGUGUGUGUGUGUGUGUGUGUGUGUGUAGACAGCAGGUCUGAUUCAUCAUGUUUCAGAAAGAAACCAAGAAGCUCUGUGUGUCACAAUACCUCUGACUCUGUUUCCUGCCUCUCUCUCUGUCUCUCUCCAUCUUUUCCUGUUGCCUCGGACUGCCUUUCGUCUCUCUUCCUCCUUUGCUUGAGUGAAGGCAUGUUGAUUGAUGGAAUCAUUGUAGCCGUUAGCAAAAGAGCGAGCGAAGCAAAAAAAAAAAAAAAAAAGAAGGAUCCCGUUUGUUCUUUCAUUCACUCGUCCAUCGCUGAUCCACAAUUGAAUCGUCUCGUCUCUGUACACAGGUCCGAUCCCGGCCGAGCGAGGGGGCGAGCUGGCCAUGGGGGGAGGUCGCAGCGAGACCUCAGCGCUGAGUGGGACGGGAGGGGGACGGGGUAUGACCACUACCCAGAAUUCCCAACGGCCCAAUGCCUGCUGCUUCUGCUGGUGCUGCUGUUGCAGCUGCUCAUGUCUCACCGUUAGGAAUGAAGAGGAGAAACGGAAGCGGAGGAGGAGGAAGAGAAUAUCACAGGACACCAAGAUGGAUACCAUACCAAACUGUGAAGCUUGCACCAAACCCUCAGUGGAUGAAAUCCGGCUGUGGUCCCAGUCCUUCGACAAGCUGAUGAGGAACCCAGCGGGUCGAAAUGUUUUCCGGGAGUUUCUGCGGACGGAGUACAGUGAGGAGAACAUGUUGUUCUGGCUGGCCUGCGAAGACCUCAAACAGGAAAUCAGCAAGGGCGCCGUUGAAGAAAAAGCGCGUUCCAUCUACGAGGACUACAUCUCUAUACUGUCGCCAAAAGAGGUGAGUCUGGACGCCCGGGUUCGAGAGGUGAUCAACAGGAAGAUGCAGGACCCGACGCCUCACACGUUUGAAGACGCCCAGCUGCAGAUCUACACGCUGAUGCACAGGGACUCCUACCCACGGUUCCUCUCCUCCAACAUCUACAAGUCGCUGGUCCACGGCGGCUCUCGUACCUCCUCCGAAUCCUAGUCCCGCACCACCUCCGCCCCCCCCACACUUUGUGCGAUCCUUAAGGGAUUGACGCCAGAGCAUUUCAUCUCUUCUCUCGCACACUCCUCCCGCUCCAAAACUUUCCAAAAAAUGAUCACUCCUUUUUUUUGCCUCCUCUGUUCACUUCUACUUUUCCUCAAACCUCUCAGAUUACUGCCAAGACUUUCUCCAGUUGAGUCCCUUCUUCUGCAUUCCUUGUCUUUACUCAUUUCUUCUUCUUUUUUUCUUCUGUUCCAUCAUUGUUCUUGAACUAACAGCAUCUUAAAAGGUAAAUUUGACAUUCUUUAUGCCCUUAAGUAUUUUAAAACAUAGCACAACUUUAGUUUGGCAGGAUGACAGUAAAGGCACCAUCAUAGGACAUACAUUUAUAUUUAUUAUUUUAUGCAGGAGCUCUAAAAGUAAUUAAUUUUUAAUUGUUUCUGCAAGAGAAUACAAAUAUUUCAGUUAAUAAAAAGCUAUUAUUAACUGGGCAAUUUACCAUAAACACCUGAUUUAAACUAAAAACCUGCUUUUUCCAGGGUUUUUACUUGCAUCUUGUGGUUCUGGUUAAAUGAAAGUUGCUUGAAAAAGCUCAGAAAGAUGUUUUAAAGAUCCUGAUAAAGUUAAUAAGAGACCCGGAUGUGAAGUUACAGCCGGACUAAUGCUGCAUUGUUGGUAUUUAACUGUAAAGAAAAUACAGUUAAACAGUAUCUACCAAUAGUAAUUAACAUCAAAAACUAUUUUACAUUUGUUUAUUUACGGAUUUAAGCCUCAAACCGGCUUUAAAACUACUGGUCCAAGAAUGAAGUUAAACACUUUUGAUCAGGGUCCUUUACAUUUUGGUUAAGAACAAAUUGUGCCAUACAGCUGUUAGGCUGAACCGCCUCCAUCCUGAAACCUGGUUUUUGUCUCUCCUUAACUUCUGUCCAUCCCUAUCCAUGUAUUCUUCUUUUAUCCACCUUUUUCCCCCUCCCUCAUCUCUCUUCUGUUUCCCACCUUUCCGCUAAUUUCCACGUCAGCAGCCACGCCUGAACGGAGAAAGAAGCGAUCUGGGACAUUCAAGUAUUUUUGAGAGCUCACCCACAGUUACAUGGAGAUGUGACAUGACUGGCUUUGGGAGAUUUUUAAUGCAUUUCAUGGGGGAGGGGGAAAUAUUCAUCUGUGCCAUGAGUUCUUAGCAGUGAUUUACCAGUUUUGCCCACACGACCGUCCAGUCACCUUUAAGAGCCAGCUGAAGGUGGACCUCCCAGACUUCACCUCAUCGCCUUCUUAUUCGUCCUACGGUUGCCUCUGCUCCAGGAAAGGUGGAUGACGUCUCGCUGCUUUUCUUUCUCUUUUCUUUUUCUGUUUCAACUGGAAACACAGGGUGCUCCCUCCAUCUCCCGCUACGAAAAAAACUUAAGUUUGUUGUCCCGUCUUGUUUGCUGGAUCAAUCAUUUCACUCCUGUUUUAAACAAACGGACAAAAGGAAGGCUGCCGCUUCCUUCCGACUACUGAUUUACAAACAGACUAGACGUCUAUUUUUUAACAGAAAACUCUAUAUGGAACAUUUUAAUUAUGCUAAUUUUGUUUUCUUUUUGGGAGGGGGGGGGGGUUGUUUUAUUGUUCCUCCCACUCUCUCCCCUUCCUGGAUUUUUUUUUUUUCUUUUUUGCAAGAAGAGGAGGAUUCCUCUGAGACUGUACUGAUCUCCACCCGACACCACAGACACUGCAAUAAAACACUGGAGUUUAGAAAAACGUCACACGCACACGCAUACAUUUACACAAUUUGUGUUACUAUACCUAAGGGGUAAUCCAGCCGUUAACCCUCGACUAGAUGUGGAAGUUCACUGAGAGAUAGUUUGGAACCUUAGUGGGUCUGCGCUGUACAAUGCUUUCCUUAGUGAAGUUUUAAUUCACUUUGACCUAUAAAGUUGUCCAACCGAGAGGAUGUUCACCUCCACAGAAUGUAUUACUGUCUCACACCCCACCAGGGACGCUCGGUAUCAUUUAAAAUGGAGCAAAUUCAAAUUUAGAGUGACACACUCUUUAGAUUGAAAUGUGUGUUCUCCAGCAUUACCUUAAGGAGCAGUGUUGCUUUGAAUUGAUCCAUUUUGUAUCUGUUGGGGUUUUUUUUUUUGUUGGUGGAGUUUCAUAAACUUCUCAGAGCAAUCAGUUGAUCAACAUUUGGAAAAUAGAUGCUUUUUGGUGUUUUAUUUAGUUCGAUAUAGAUUCAGACAAAAUCUGACGAUGUCACUUUGGGCUGGUAAAAGUUCUAACGAGCAUUUUAAUCAAACCCACAUUUGAAUUGGUUAAAAAAUGAGGGAUCUCAAAGAUGUGGAUCAGAGCUGGACAAGGCAUUUAAAAAAAAAAAAAAA
Molecule: messenger RNA, 3602 nt
Organism: Stegastes partitus (bicolor damselfish)
Lineage: Eukaryota; Metazoa; Chordata; Actinopteri; Pomacentridae
Gene: rgs19
Product: regulator of G protein signaling 19
Exons: 5
Coding region: 592-1245 (217 amino acids)
Source: RefSeq, a predicted model, not a curated record